Arabidopsis lyrata subsp. lyrata is the source of this 1251-nucleotide messenger RNA. RefSeq names its product F-box/kelch-repeat protein At1g64840. The record is from RefSeq and is a predicted model, not a curated record. The transcript has a single exon. NCBI's taxonomy places the organism in Eukaryota, Viridiplantae, Streptophyta, Magnoliopsida, Brassicales, Brassicaceae. Bases 68 to 1222 code for a protein of 384 amino acids. Gene Ontology annotation, molecular function: protein binding.
UUUCAUGUUUUUUUUUACAAUUUCCUAAAAGUGUAAAUUUUCUUUCAGAUCUCAAACUGUAGCGGUUAUGUGUUCAUCAGCAAACAUGGUAAAACCUGCAAGGAUAAAGAUAUCAUCAAUGAUGCCUGACUGGUCUCAGCUCCCGGAUGAGCUACUAAACCUUAUCUCCAAGAAUCUGGACAACUGUUUCGAUGUUCUUCAUGCUCGUUCUGUUUGCAGCUCGUGGCGAUCCACGUUUCCUUUUCCUUCUUGCUUAUUACGCCCGAGUUACUCUCUUCCCACUUUCGCCGACUUCCCUUUUGUAAGCAAAGACUUGUGCACCCUCGAGAAGAUCCAUUUGUUCCUAUAUAGAGUUCGAACCCCUGCUGCUGCGUUACCAUCCGCGUAUUUUCUGGGAGGAAUAGGUCGAGAUGAGUCAGAGGAUCAUAUGGAGCUUCCAUCUCCUCUUCAGUUCUCAGUGAGAGUGAAAAUCCGAGGAUCUGAUCCUACCUUGAUGAACAUUGUCGGCUGCCAGAUUGUCCUUCUGGGAUAUCAAUACAGAAUGAUGGGUUGGAAUCCUGAAAAAUUGGGCAACAGAUUACAGGAGGGGGGAGGAGAAGAAUUUGUUGUGCUCCUCAACUACACUAAAAAUUUGUAUGUGUUAAGAAGCACUGAAAUGAGAUGGAUGAAGCUUAAGGUAACAUCAGAUGCUUCAUGCUCGGAUUUAGUCGCUUUUAGAGGCAGAUUUUAUGCAGCCUUUCUCAACGGGGAUAUUUUCAUUUUCGAUCCUUAUUCAAUGCAACGGACUCCCCUGGUGCCCUCUGAGCCUCGACGAUCAAGCAAUUAUCUGAUUCCAUCUGGCAAUGAUGAGCUUUUUCUGGUUGAGAAAUUCAACCCAUUUCCUGAAUGUGGUCGAAUAGAUUUUAAGCGGUUCAUAUGUAGAGUGAGUAGGCUAGAUGAGGAAGCUGGUAAAUGGGUUGUGGUCAGUGAUUUGGGAGACUGUGUUUUGUUUAUUGGACACUUUGGAAAUAUUUGCUGCUCGGCUAAGGAGCUUCCUCAUGACUGCGGUGUGAGUGGGAACUCAAUUUUGUUCACCAAUGUGCCAGGCAAUGUAACAUUUGCCUACAAAUAUGGAGUGCAGACAGGAAGGGCUGAAGAAGACCUUAAUUGUUGGAGAUUAUCAAGACAGAUUCGUGUGACGAUCCUCAACACAUUUCCAGUUGUGGCUCUCCGGCUUGAGUGACAAGCUAAAAACUCAGCUUUUUGAUACUU